Molecule: messenger RNA, 1512 nt
Organism: Sebastes umbrosus (honeycomb rockfish)
Lineage: Eukaryota; Metazoa; Chordata; Actinopteri; Perciformes; Sebastidae
Product: putative nuclease HARBI1
Exons: 2
Coding region: 57-1235 (392 amino acids)
Source: RefSeq, a predicted model, not a curated record
UGGGUGGUGAUGGAGAGCAGCUUUGCCUAAACAUUACAGAAGAAGACCUUGCUUCCAUGAUCCUUCCUACUGUUUAUCAUCAUCAUUCAUCCAGUAAUCUUUGUACCAGAGUUAAACACGUGUGUAUUUGCUGCAGAGGUAAACAAAUGGCCUUCGCUCUGCCGGUGUGGCUGGCGGUGCAGGACGAACUCCUCGGACAUGUCGCACCGGACUGUUCGCCUCCGAGCUGCUUCGACGACUUCGACGACGACGCUUUGUUCCAGAUGUUCCACCUCACCAGACCGUGCAUUGCGUUCAUCACGGACGCGGUGCGCAUCCGCAUGAAGAAUAACAACGCUUUAAAGAAAUCCGCCAUGCCAGUGGACGCCACCGUCAUGGUUUCGCUCAACUACUUCGCGCACGGAGUUUCGUCCGCCGACGUCGUGCAGAGAGUCGCGCCGAACCAGGCGGACAGCCCCGCGGUGAUCAGCGCGCUGUCCGGAGUCAUCGCGGGUUUGGCGGAUCAGUUUAUCUCAUUCCCGCUAAUAAAGGACGCCAAAACUAACGUGGCUUUAAAGAUUAAGAAGCUGUGCGGGAUCCCCAACGUGCUGGGCGUCCUGGCUCCGGCUCACUUCAAGAUCAGAGCGUCUCCGUACGAGAAGGAGACCUUCAGGUCGUUUGUGAACACCUUGGGCUACACGUCGGUGGUGAGCCAGAUCAUAUGCGACUCAGACGGCAACAUACUGAGUGUGGAGAAGUGCUGUGUGGGCAGCACGUUUGAGCAGGAGAUGUGGGAGUCGUCCUUCAAAGGAAGAGAGAUGGAGGAGGAGCUGCACGGACCAUACUGGGUUAUUGGUGGGAAAGGCUAUCAAUUAAGCAAACAUGUCCUGACUCCUGUGCCCCAACCUGCAAAUGACAGUGAGACCCGCUUCAAUGACGCCCACACGAAGAUCCACAACGUCAUGCGGACGACGCUGGGCUCCAUGAAGAGACGUUUCAGGUGUCUGAUGCAACUUGGCUUUGCACAAGAGGGCUCUUUGGACAAAAAGGCCAACAUUAUCAAGGCGUGCAGUGUCCUGCACAACAUCGCUAAGAAGUUCUCCGUGCCUCCCCCGCCUGUAGCUGGUAAGAUUGAGCCCCUGCAUCCAGGCAAGCAGCAUUCAGUGCCAGUCGACACCAACACCGAGGCUCUACAAGCCAGACAGGAGCUCAUCUAUCGUAACUUCCCUGUUGCCUCCACUAGCCAGGACCCAUAAAGGCAUCACCGGGGAGGUAUGCGUGAGCAGAGUGGGUGUGUUUUCUGCUCUCGGAAGCAAAAAAAACAUCAACAUACACUAAGGAUAAACACUGGAUCCUAAAACGAACUUAUAAUGCAAGAUGUACACACAGUUUGUUGCUGUUCUCCGACAGUUUGACACUAAUUUGUAAAUGCGACAGCAUAUUGUGUUUUUCAUCUCGUUUGCAGACUUUGUAAAAACACAUUCAGGUAUUUUUGUUAAUAAAAAAUAUUUUAUUUCUUGUACAAAUAGAAAA